Molecule: messenger RNA, 2817 nt
Organism: Eurypyga helias (sunbittern)
Lineage: Eukaryota; Metazoa; Chordata; Aves; Eurypygiformes; Eurypygidae
Gene: PPP4R1
Product: protein phosphatase 4, regulatory subunit 1
Exons: 18
Biological process (GO): protein dephosphorylation
Molecular function (GO): protein binding; protein phosphatase regulator activity
Source: RefSeq, a predicted model, not a curated record
UUGGUGUGGAUGACUACAGCUCAGAGUCUGAUGUGAUUAUUAUACCUUCAGCCCUGGACUUUGUCUCACAAGAUGAAAUGUUGACGCCUUUGGGAAGACUGGACAAGUACGCUGCAAGUGAGAACAUAUUUAACAGGCAAAUGGUGGCUCGAAGUUUGCUGGACACUUUGAAGGAAGUCAGUGAUGAUGAGAGAGAUUGUAUUGCUGUGUUGGAGAGAAUCAGCAGAUUAGCUGAUGAUUCAGAGCCAACAGUGCGGGCAGAACUGAUGGAACAGGUGCCUCAUAUUGCUAUGUUCUGUCAAGAAAACAGACCGUCAAUCCCAUAUGCUUUUUCCAAAUACCUACUGCCUAUUGUGGUACGAUACCUCGCAGAUCAGAAUAACCAGGUAAGAAAAACAAGCCAGGCAGCUUUGUUAGUUCUCUUGGAGCAAGAACUCAUAGAGAGAUAUGAUGUGGAGACCAAAGUAUGCCCUGUUCUGAUAGAUCUGACAGCUCCAGACAGCAAUGACGAUGUGAAGACGGAAGCCGUGGCUAUAAUGUGCAAAAUGGCCUCCAUGGUGGGAAAGGACAUCACGGAAAGACUUGUUCUUCCUCGGUUUUGUGAGAUGUGCUGUGACUGCAGGAUGUUUCAUGUUCGUAAGGUAUGUGCAGCCAAUUUUGGGGAUAUCUGCAGUGUGGUUGGGCAGCAAGCCACUGAAGAAAUGCUGCUGCCAAGGUUUUUCCAGCUCUGCUCUGAUAAUGUGUGGGGAGUUAGGAAAGCCUGCGCCGAGUGCUUCAUGGCAGUUUCUUGUGCAACGUCACAGGAAGUCCGGAGGACAAAACUGUCGACCCUUUUUAUUAAUUUGAUUAGUGAUCCUUCACGAUGGGUCCGUCAAGCUGCUUUUCAGUCUCUGGGGCCUUUCAUAUCAACUUUUGCUAAUCCAUCCAGCAGUGGCCAGUACUUUAAAGAAGAAGAUGGUAAAAACCCAGAAGACUGUGGUUCCGCACAGGAAAACAGCGAACAAGUCAGGACUGCAGAAGAUGUCACAAGAGAGGAUGAGCACAACAGGGCAGAGGAUCUGUCUUCACUAGUUGAUAAUGAUGAUUUUGCAACGAAACUUGAAAAUGCCAUGGAAGAUCAAAACACAGUGUCAAAUAACUCCCAGAGGGAAAGUGGUUUUCAGACUGAGUCAUCCUUCCAUUGCACUUUGUCUUCAGAAUCUUGUGGCAAAAUGGCUGAUGAGAACGAGCGGAGUUCUCGUUGCUGUACGGCAGGUCUGCGGGAGGCUGGGCUGAAUUCACAGGAAACCUCUCUUUCAGAGCAGGAAUUGUACAACUCUUUCCAUUUCUGGAGGACUCCCCUUCCUGAAAUAGAUAUUGACUUCGAGCUUCAGCAGAAUUCCGAGAUAAUACUUGAUAGAGAAAUUCAGGAACUCACCAUGCCAGUGUCUCCAAACAUUCCUAUGGCAACGAGGAAAGAAUUGGAAGAAAUGAUAGAAAAUUUGGAGCCCCAUAUAGACGAUCCGGAUGUUAAAGCACAAGUGGAUGUGCUGUCUGCUGCCCUCAGAGCAUCCAGUUUGGAUCCUCAAGAAGAGACCAACGUCUGCAAGGGAACAGACUCACAGACUGAACUAACCAUCAACGACCAACAGAAUUUUAAACCUAUACUGGGUGAUAUUGUGCCUUUAAUUGGGGACACUGUUGAGGAUAUGGAUUCUACACUUCACUAUAUUCAUGAUUCAGAUUUGAGUACCAACAGUAGUUUCAGCCCGGAAGAAGAAAGAAAAUCCAAAGUACAGGACGUUGUACCUCAAGCCUUGCUGGAUCAGUAUUUAUCGAUGACUGAUCCGUCUCGCGCACAAACGGUUGACACCGAGAUUGCCAAGCACUGCGCCUACAGCCUGCCAGGCGUGGCACUUACGUUAGGCAGGCAGAACUGGCACUGUCUGAAAGACACCUACGAGACGCUGGCAUCUGACAUGCAGUGGAAGGUGCGUCGGACACUAGCGUUUUCUAUACACGAACUUGCUGUCAUCCUUGGAGACCAGCUUACGGCUGGAGAUUUAGUUCCUGUCUUCAACGGCUUUCUAAAAGACCUAGAUGAAGUCAGGAUAGGUGUGCUGAAGCACUUGCAUGACUUCCUGAAGCUGCUUCAUCCUGACAAAAGACGAGAGUAUCUUUAUCAGCUUCAGGAAUUCCUAGUGACUGAUAACAGCAGGAACUGGCGUUUCCGUGCUGAGCUGGCCGAGCAACUGAUCUUGCUUCUAGAUCUGUACAGCGCCAGGGACAUUUAUGACUACUUGCGACCUAUCGCUUUCAGCCUCUGUGCAGACAAAGUGUCUUCAGUCCGUUGGAUUUCUUACAAGCUGGUUAGUGAAAUGGUAAAAAAGCUGUACGUGGCUUCAACAUCAACCUUCGUUGUAGACCUCAUGAAUGAACUUGUUGAAAAGUUCUGUAGAUGCCGCAAAUGGUCCGGUCGGCAAACUUUUGUCUUCAUUUGCCAGACUAUCAGUGAAGAUGACUGCCUGCCCAUGGACCAGUUUGCUGUGCAUCUGUUGCCACACUUACUACACUUGGCAUCGGACAGGGUUCCAAAUGUUCGUGUCCUGCUUGCGAAAACGUUGAAGCAAACCCUUCUAGAGAAAGAGUACUUCCUGAAUUCCGCCAACUCCCAUCAGGAAGCUGUGGAACAAACGAUCAUGGCGCUUCAAAUGGAUGAUGACAGCGAUGUCAAAUAUUUUGCAAGCAUCCACCCUGCCAGUACCAAAAUUGCCGAUGAUGCCAUGAGCACGGCUUCGUCAACUUAUUAACAAGUUCUGAAUGUUGCUAUAAUUAAAA